CUUCUUUGCUUUCCAUUUCCACCCACUCUCUCAAUUUCUUCUCAUCCAUACACUACACGUCUGCUACAACUUCAUCAAUCAAGAAGAUGGAGGCUUUUCAGUCAUGGGUUUCAAAGCACAAGCUCACCAGCAUUGGAGCAUUGUGGGCAACAGCAGUUGGAGGAUCACUGGCUUAUACAAGUAGAACAACUCCUCUAAAGCCAAGUCUCAGGCUCAUCCAUGCCAGGAUGCAUGCACAAGCCUUGACACUUGCAGUGCUCUCAGGUGCAGCAAUCUACCAUUACUAUGAGAAGCAAGGAGAGGACAAUGCUGCUGCUGCUGCUUCUGGAGUUACCAAUUCUAUGACUAAUUAAUAACAAGUUUUCUCUCUCUUUGUUAAUCUUCAUGGUCUUUUUCUCUAAAAUCUAUAUAUUAAUCUGGGAGUUGCUUUCCUGAUGGGUGAUAAAAUCACUAUUAAGGUUUGUACUUUGCAAUUCCAUGGUGGAUAUGUAUAUAUACUUAUUAUGGUUUUAUUUUAUUAC
Manihot esculenta (cassava) is the source of this 521-nucleotide messenger RNA. RefSeq lists its product as uncharacterized. The transcript is spliced from 3 exons. Gene Ontology annotation, biological process: mitochondrial respiratory chain complex IV assembly. The coding region runs from base 87 to 353 and encodes 88 amino acids. Gene Ontology annotation, cellular component: mitochondrial inner membrane. The record is from RefSeq and is a predicted model, not a curated record. Lineage: Eukaryota; Viridiplantae; Streptophyta; Magnoliopsida; Malpighiales; Euphorbiaceae.